Molecule: messenger RNA, 677 nt
Organism: Colossoma macropomum (tambaqui)
Lineage: Eukaryota; Metazoa; Chordata; Actinopteri; Characiformes; Serrasalmidae
Product: secretory phospholipase A2 receptor-like
Exons: 4
Coding region: 45-677 (210 amino acids)
Source: RefSeq, a predicted model, not a curated record
UAUCUGUUCACUGUGGAUGAGAAUCAGCAGACGGAUUUAGAAAAAUGAAUGUGAAUAUCAACAUCUUUUUUACAACAGGGGUCACUGUUCUCGUACUAAAUACUGUCCUACCUACAACUGCAAACUCCAGCGUCCUCCUCAAAGAGGGUAAAGCUCCAUUUUACCACAAUGUCACAGUUGAUGGAAAUUCUAAAGGAGCUCCAUGUGUUUUUCCAUUCUUUCACAAUGGAACUAAUUACAGUGACUGUGUUACUUUUGACCACCCUAACCCAUGGUGCAGUACGACUGAUAACUACACCAAAGAUGGACAGUGGGGAGAAUGCCUUGACUAUGAUGUUUGCCUGGUUCCUAAGACUCUAUAUGGCACAAGGUGGAAUUCUGCUUUUAACUCAACCUUUUUUACUUUUUAUGACAUUAACUUGCAUGAAGGAUGGUAUCACUUCACUAAUAACAGUGGAGUCCAUGUGGCCUAUUACUGCUUUAGUAAUAUGUUCAGUGAUACCAGCAAUGAAACCUUGAGGAAUUUCAGUGGAAGCCCCCCAGGAUCUGAUGGCUAUUAUGUGUAUACAUGUGCCACAGUUGUUAGCAGUGCACGGAAUCUAGACUGUGGUGGAGGACUAGUGCUCAACUACCUAGUUCCAAGCAAAGGAACUUACACAACAAGUGAGUCAGUCUAA